Messenger RNA from Caenorhabditis auriculariae, 5286 nucleotides. Lineage: Eukaryota; Metazoa; Nematoda; Chromadorea; Rhabditida; Rhabditidae. The record is from the annotation of a GenBank genome assembly.
AUGCCGUUCUAUGAAGUUACAGUGAUAACAAGAUCGCUGUCUAAAGUAUGUUUUUUUGUUUUUUUCUUCUUCGGUUUUUCAUGCGAGUUUUUUUAAUGUAUUUGAAAGUCUUGGGUUGAGCGACAUUCCAAGUUUAUACUCACUUCAAAGUUUUACUUUUUAAUUGCGUCAAAAUUCGUCAAAACGUAGUGAAAGACCUGUAGCACAAGGAAAAAUAGCUUUGAGCUUUAAAAUUUUUUCAGAGUAGGUGAUUUUCGAAAAAAAAAAGUUGGCUUUUCGGCGUUAUUGGCGGAUCUCGUUUUUGACUAUAUUUUGAAAUCUCGUUCACUUAGAAAGCUUUCAUGUUUCCAAUGACGUGUAUCGGGCCAUAAUAAAUAUUCAUGUGAAGUUUUACAGCAAUCGGGAUUAAUUGAAAAAAGGUAUGGUCAAAAAUAUGAGUGUUCGUGUCUUUAUGACCGGUACUGUUUCUCGCGAUAUAUCUUUGUAGUACUCAUUUCUUCUGAGCCCUCUAGGAAUUCCAAUUUCACCUAUUACCCGAAAUCAUUUUGAACGAAAAACGCGUCAAUUUUGAAAUCGCCGAAAUUACUUUGAACACGGCAUAAAAGACGAUCGAAAAAACUGAACAAAGGUGAAAACGCGCAUUGAUGGGGAUUUUAGGGAGGAUACACGUGAAGUUCUCUGUAAAAAUACCGGUGGAAGAAUUCUUUUUCUCCAGUUAUAUUAAUCAAGUUUUCCAGUCAAACCUCGUCAAAGCUUUGGUUCGCGCUGGCAAUACUCUACUAAACAAUGGGGCAGUCAUCGAAAAGGUUUCAGAAAGAUUUUUACUCGAAGAAAUGUCCUGUUUCGUUGAGGUGGAAUCGUUGGGGCACCGAGAUUUGCCAUAUAAACGGAUAGCGAAACAAACUAAAGAGCCUGUAUACGCUGCCAAGUAAGGUGUCAGAGGAAAAUGGUCUCUUGAAAGCGUGAAUUCCAGUUUCUUUCUUUUCCAAACCCAUAUGUCGACAGAUGCUCGCAAAAAGACGAAAUCGAUUCUGAUCAAUGAUUUGGAUACGGUUAAUAACAAUUUUUUUUCGAGGUGAUAAAAAAAAAGAUUUUUUUCAAGGUUCAUGUCGAUGUUCUACCUGUUGAAACGGCGAACAUAGACGCUCCGUGCAAUUUAGAGGAAAUUUUGAAGCCACCGGCGGAAAGAACGGUUUCUUUUUUUUUUGGUGCUUUCCUGUGUUUCUGAAGGUUUAUUAAUCUUUUUCCUCAUCGGUGCUUUUGAGGGUAUGCUAUAAAGGCGUGCCCGGUCGCACCGGUCACAUCUUUUAAACGUUCGUACUUUGUAGCAUGUCGCUUUCGAGCGCUGAGCGCUUUGAAUUACUUGUAGUUGGGAAAAAAUAGGUAGUACGAAAAAAAAAUGCGAGUUUUUGAACAGCGACCAUACAUGGGCUAACCAACUACUUUUUGUGACGUCAUCACGUACCCCCCUUGAAAAAGUACGUACUCCCCUCGAAAAAGUACGUACCCCCCCGCGGAAAACUAUCAAUGUGAAAUGAUUAUUAAAGUUAAUAUAAGAAUUGAAUGAGACUAUUAUCUUGUUUCGCGGGCUUUUGGAAGUAUAUUCAGCUAGGUGUCAAUACUCCAAAACAGAAAUAUUUCAACUUUUAGCGUAGACCCCCAAAAUCCGAAAAUCGAUCUGUUUUCAAUGUUAUCCUACAUUAUGAAGUGAGUUUUAUGAUCUGGCCAAGUUUCAAGCCGUUUGGAUGAGUUUUAAGAAAAAUAAUUUUUUGGGUCACCGGAAAUUGAUAUUUUGAAAUUUUGAAUUUUUUGGCUCAAAAUCACUAUCAACCUUGAGUUAACCCUAAAUGAGGUAUAUGCUACAAGUUUCCAGGCUUCCGGACGUUUUUUGACCAAGUUAGAGUGUUUCAAAGCGUUGUCACUUGACGGUUUGCGUACCCCCGUACUCCCCCAAAAAUCCGAAAAAUCGAUCUGUUUUUCAAUGUUAUCCUACAUUAUGAAAUGAGUUUUAUGAUCUGGCCAAGUUUCAAGCCGUUUGGAUGAGUUUUAAGAAAAAAAUAAUUUUUUUGGGUCACCGGAAAUUGAUAUUUUUGAAAUUUUUGAAUUUUUUUGGCUCAAAAACAUUAUUAACCUUGAGUCUACCCUCAAUGAGGUAUAUGCUACAAGUUUCCAGGCUUCCGGACGUUUUUUUGACCAAGUUAGAGUGUUUCAAAGCGUUAUCACUUGACGGUUUGCGUACCCCCGUACUCCCCCAUAAUCCGAAAAAUCGAUCUGUUUUCAAUGUUAUCCUACAUUAUGAAAUGAGUUUCAUGAUCUGGCCAAGUUUCAAGCCGUUUGGAUGAGUUUUUAAGAAAAAAAUAAUUUUUUUGGGUCACCGGAAAGUGAUGUUUUUGAAAUUUCGAUUUUUUUCCUUGUUUCGUUUUGAGAAAUGACCUAGUAGAUGUAAGAAUCCAUGCUGAUCUCGAUUCCGCUAGUUUCAAUCCAAAAAAACACGAGAUAAAAAAGUUAUUCGGUAAUCUUACCCAAAAUUACAUGUUUUUUGGAGUUUUCGGGUCUUAGAUGGAAAACUCGCCUAAUUCAUGUUUUGCUCAGUAGAUAGAGUAUUUUUUUUUGUGGUUUCGAAAGCAACAAGACAAUACGCCGGACGGCAACGUCAUAUACUGGUUUUGAUUUUUUUGAGAAAAGUUCUCUAAUAUGAGCAAUAAUAAGCAAUAAUGAAGUGAUAGAUUUUCAAAAAUUGAAUAAAAUUAUAUUGCACCUCAUUACAAACUUUGGUUGAGUUUCGUCGAAUUUUUGUCAAGAUAUAGAUUUUCGAAGGGGUCUACCGUACUUCUUUGAGCCACCGUAUCUCGAAAACGGCUCGAGUGAGGAUAUUCAGUUUUUUUUUCAAAAAAUCGCAAAAAUCGUGUUCUACAACAUAUUUGAUUUGGAGAAAAUUUCACCCUAACGCUCAUUUUUUUUUCAACUCAUCCUCACGGCGUUAACAUACAGUGAAAGCGGAGCGUAAAUUUUGCCACCAUGCGUCCCGGUCGGGAACCACUGUAACUUGGUCAAAAAACGUCCGGAAGCUUGAAAAUUUGGAGCAUAUACCCAUAUUAGGGUAGACUCAAGGUUAAUAAUGUUUUUUUGAGCCAAAAAAAUUCAAAAAUUUCAAAAAUAUCAAUUUCCGGUGACCCAAAAAAAUUAUUUUUUUCUUAAAACUCAUCCAAACGGCUUGAAACUUGGCCAGAUCAUAAAACUCAUUUCAUAAUGUAGGAUAACAUUGAAAAACAAAUCGAUUUUUCCGAUUUUUGGGGGAGUUCGGGGUACGCAAACCGUCAAGUGACAACGCUUUGAAACACUCUAACUUGGUCAAAAAAACGUCCGGAAGCUUGGAAACUUGUAGCAUAUACCUCAUUUAGGGUUAACUCAAGGUUGAUAAUGUUUUUUUGAGCCAAAAAAAAUUCAAAAAUUUCAAAAUAUCAAUUUCCGGAGACCCAAAAAAAUUAUUUUUUUCUUAAAACUCAUCCAAACGGCUUGAAACUUGGCCAGAUCAUAAAACUCAUUUCAUAAUGUAGGAUAACAUUGAAAACAGAUCGAUUUUCGGAUUUUGGGGGAGUACGGGGGGGUACGCAAACCGUCAAGUGACAACGCUUUGAAACACUCUAACUUGGUCAAAAAACGUCCGGAAGCCUGGAAACUUGUUGCAUAUACCUCAUUUAGGGUUAACUCAAGGUUGAUAGUAAUUUUGAGCCAAAAAAUUGUAGAUUUCCAGAAAUCAUUUUCUUAUGGGGUCAGAAGUUGAUUAUUUUUUUUAAUUUUCCAAAAGGCUUAAAAUUUGGUGAGCAUGUUAGUAUCAUCCAUUGGUACCAUUUAAGCUAGAAUUCAGGUCGAUUUAUCAGCUCUGGAAUUUUUUAUAAGGCUAUUUCUACGAUUCCCCGCAAUUUUAUCUACCGUUCGGAGCUCGGCAAAAAGAUAGGCAACGAAUUUCCUACUAAAUGUACUUUGAAAAGCUCGAUAAAUAAUAUGGAUGCAUUUUCCGCGGCUUAGAAAGCCAUCUGAAUGAAUAGGGGGGCCCGAAAGGGAAAAACAGCCUGUUAGCCCACGUAUGACAGCGACUUUUCCGAUUUUUUCAUAUCACUAGGGAACUAUCCGAAUGCGGGUUUUAUAAGAAGAUCCAUCAAAGUUGCAACCCGCGUCAGCUUCUAGUUUUUGAGAUAACGAAUUUUGAACGUCGAAAAGUUGUGAAAAAUGGGUGGUAAAACUUUGAUGGAUCCUCAUCGAAACCUUCAGAGAUUUUUUGGAAAAAUUUGUAGAAAACUUCAAGCCGCGAAUUAAAAUGCGAUCCUUGUGGGGUCCAAUUCUGUGCUAAACGCGAACUUCAAAAAUUAAUAUCUCAAUUACUAGAAGUUUGCGCAGGUAGCGAUCAUGAGAGAUCUUCAUAUAGACUGUCAGGGAGUUUUUGAACGAAUCGGAAAAGUCACCGUAGGAAGUUUCGCUGGUUUUUAUUUCAUGCCACCGAAAAAAAGAUUAUUUUUGUUCCUUAUUGAUUUCAUUUUUUGCCAUCAAAUUUAAACUUCUUACAGCAAACUUGCUCUCAAAGAUGAGCUUUCCAUAUUCCUUCCUAAGGAUUAUCAAAAAAAAAAAAAGCUUCUAGUUCCAAUUCUCCACGGUAGUUUCGAUUUUUUUUGUGCCGUGUAAGAAGUAAUUUCGGCUAUUUCAAGAAUUUCGAAAAUGCAGGAAAUACGUUGGACACAAUAUCAUAAAAUUCCAUUCCGAUCAUUUGAAAGUUUCUUUUGAAUAGUAAAAGUUCCGCGUUCAUAGGCAAAGUCGGAAGGACCCUCCGAGGGUCUAUAUCGGUUCAUAGAAAUGUUCCUUUUAGGGUGAUGAAGGCUCCCUUUUUACUGCUUUUUGCGCCAUUUUCUCAGCCCAUAUAAACCCUUUUUGCUGCCUCUCCCUUUCUCCAACAUUUCUCGAGUCUUCAAAAUCCCAGAAAAAUUGAAGGCUCAAUAAAGGGACUCUCUUUGCUGCCUUUCGCUGCCUUUAUUGAAACGUAUUGAAACGAUAAAAAAGGUACAGGCCUGCUUGGUGAAGAGCGCAUGCAGACCACGCCAGUUUGCGUUCAAAGCCAGUCUGCAAUCGACUAUAGACGGAAAUUUCUUUGAAAAAAUAUUUUUUUAGGCUGUGAAAGAGCUCCGAGAAAAUCAAAAACUCGGUCAUUUUCCCCGUCAGAUGAUCUACAAACGAACUGAGAAAGAAUGGAAGAGCAUCCCGAAAAGUUAUACAAUCGCACCCCCAAGGCCAUGA